AUGCAAAAAGAUGUACGCUACGAUCGGCAGAUUCGCCUGUGGGGUGAUGAGGGUCAGUCGCGCAUCGAGAAUGCCAACAUCUGUGUGCUUGGCUCAUCGGCACUGGCCUGCGAAAUUAUGAAAAAUUUAGUGUUGGCUGGCAUCAGAUCGGUGCAGAUAGUCGAUGCGGCGCGAAUCGUUGCUCCCGAUUUUGGCAGUAAUUUCUUUCUGGAUGGUGAAAUUGGUGAGCCACGAGCGAAAGCUGUAGUGAAGCUGCUUAAGGUAUAUUUUAACAGCGUUUUCACAGAGUCUUCGGGGAGAACCCCUUUGUCAACUUCCCUGUGA
This is a messenger RNA of Gongylonema pulchrum, 324 nucleotides long. The record is from the annotation of a GenBank genome assembly. NCBI's taxonomy places the organism in Eukaryota, Metazoa, Nematoda, Chromadorea, Rhabditida, Gongylonematidae.